Enhydra lutris kenyoni (northern sea otter) is the source of this 964-nucleotide messenger RNA. RefSeq names its product zinc finger protein 502-like. Gene Ontology annotation, molecular function: RNA polymerase II transcription regulatory region sequence-specific DNA binding; DNA-binding transcription factor activity, RNA polymerase II-specific. NCBI's taxonomy places the organism in Eukaryota, Metazoa, Chordata, Mammalia, Carnivora, Mustelidae. The annotation marks the transcript as partial. The record is from RefSeq and is a predicted model, not a curated record. Gene Ontology annotation, cellular component: nucleus. The transcript has a single exon. Gene Ontology annotation, biological process: regulation of transcription by RNA polymerase II.
AAAUCCUAUAACAGUCUCAUCUCUUUCCCAACAGCCGAAAUAUCACCCAGGAGAAAACCCCUUUGAACAUAUUGGGUAUGAUGAAGUUUUCAGUCAGACCUACACAUUGACUCAACAUGUCUUAACUCACACUGGACAGAGACCCUAUAAAUGGAAUGAAUGUGGAAAACAUUUCAGUCAUAGAAGCGACCUUUAUAGACACCAGAAAACUUUCAUGGAAGCAAAACCUUAUAAAUGUAAUCAGUGUGAUAAAUGCUUCCAUAAUAGAAGGAAGCUUUGCAUACACCAGAGAAUUCACACUGGAGAGAAACCUUAUAAAUGUGAUGAGUGUGGGAAAAACUUCAGUCGAAACUCACAUCUUCGUUCCCAUAAGAUAACUCACACAGGAGAGAAUCCAUUUGUCUGUAAUCAGUGUGGGAGUCACUUCAGGUAUUUUUCAUCUUUAACUAGACAUAAGCAUAUUCAUUCUGGACAGAAGCCUUAUGAAUGUCAUCUGUGUGGGAAAGCCUUUGUUCAAAGUUCUUAUCUUAAACAACACGAGAGAACUCACACUGGAGAGAAACCAUAUAAAUGUCUUCUAUGUGGAAAAGCCUUUGUUACAAGCUCUAAUCUUAGAGAACAUGAGAGAACUCACACUGGAGAGAAACCAUAUAAAUGUCAUCUAUGUGGAAAAGCCUUUGUUCAAAGCUCUUGUUUUAGACAACAUGAGAGAACGCACACUGGAGAGAAACCGUAUAAAUGUCGUCUUUGUGGAAAAGCAUUUAUUACAAGCUCUUGUCUUAAAAAACAUGAGAGAACCCACACUGGAGAGAAACCAUAUAAAUGUCUUCUUUGUGGAAAAGCCUUUGUUACAAGUUCUAAUCUUCGAGAACAUGAGAGAACCCACACUGGAGAGAAACCAUAUAAAUGUCCUCUAUGUGAAAAAGCCUUUGUUACAAGCUCUAAUCUUAGAGAACAUGAGAGA